UUUAUUGUACGUCAUACUAAAAGUAAAUAUCACGUUGUUUCGUUCUUUUUUUUUCUAAAGGGUUAAUUAUUAUUUUUACGAAUAUACUUUAACGUUGGUUACAAACAUUUUUCCGGUGUACGUCUUUUUCUUAGCAGCCGAGUAAUUAUGUCAGGUUUGAAACAAGUUGUUUUAGGUUUAACUGUAUUGUUCGUUAUUGUCACGUGCGGAGGCAAUGAUAAUAAUAACAAAAAUAUAUGUAUUCAAGCAACUGAUAACUGUCCUAACGAGUAUAUUAAAUUAUAUUUGUAUACAAAUAAAACUAAAGAUGAUCCUGUUGAGCUUUCGGAAGAUUCAAUCAAAAACAUUCAGUUUGCAAUGACUUUUGAUCUAAAAAUACUAAUACACGGAGUCAAAGGAUCGCGUGACGACGAUUUUAACACAUUAAUGAGGAACGCUUAUUUCUCACAGGCAGAGUAUAACAUAAUCACGAUAGAUUAUCAUCCUAUCGCGACUUCGUUGAAAUGUUACGACGUCGCUGUUCGAAACUUGCCAAUUAUCGCCAAAUGUAUAACACAAAUUUUGGAUAAGAUCCUCGACGAAUACGACCAAUUUGAGUACAUACACGCCAUUGGCUUCAGCUUGGGAGGUCAAGCCGCUGGUCUCGUGGGGAAACUAUUGAAGGCGAAGGGAAAGAUUCUGAACAGGGCUACAGGCCUUGAUCCAGCUUUACCUUAUUUUGAAUACAUGUGGAACAAUUUGGACAAGCACAGUGCAACCGUAGUGGAUGUCAUACAUACGAAUUGUGGUGCUCUCGGACAAAUGUUACCGAUUGGAACAGUUGAUUUUUACGCCAAUGGUGCAAUCACACAGCCGGGAUGUGAUAAAAAUAAGUAUUGGUACUUUUGUAGUCACGAAAAAGCAUAUAAAUAUUACGCUGAGUCGAUUUACUAUGGAACGACCAUGUCUGGAUUUUAUGCGACGACUUCGAGCUCUUUAAACCAGCUGUCAUUAUUGGGACAUUUUAGUACUUUUUCGGGAAAAAAAGUAUUAGUUGGAGAAUAUCUUGACCCUGAGACUAAAGGAAUAUACAACUUUUUAACCAACGAUAGUCCACCUUACUCUAAAGGAAAAAAUACAAUUUGUAAUUUAAUAAUGGAAUGGUUUUCUAAUUUCUAAUAUUUAAACAUUACACAUGUGUAUAUUAUGGAUAAUA
Messenger RNA from Rhopalosiphum maidis (corn leaf aphid), 1195 nucleotides. RefSeq names its product pancreatic triacylglycerol lipase-like. Bases 148 to 1158 code for a protein of 336 amino acids. The transcript has 7 exons. Lineage: Eukaryota; Metazoa; Arthropoda; Insecta; Hemiptera; Aphididae. Gene Ontology annotation, molecular function: lipase activity. The record is from RefSeq and is a predicted model, not a curated record.